Messenger RNA from Oryzias melastigma (Indian medaka), 3829 nucleotides. RefSeq names its product transcription factor 20. Gene Ontology annotation, biological process: regulation of transcription by RNA polymerase II. The coding region runs from base 426 to 2417 and encodes 663 amino acids. The transcript is spliced from 6 exons. Gene Ontology annotation, cellular component: nucleus. NCBI's taxonomy places the organism in Eukaryota, Metazoa, Chordata, Actinopteri, Beloniformes, Adrianichthyidae. The record is from RefSeq and is a predicted model, not a curated record.
UCUGGUUUUAUUUUGAAGAGGUGCGCUUCUCUUCCGGUAUGGCCGCCGUUUUUCUUUCGCGCUUGACCGUGUAGUAAAAAAGGCUUUCCAUGAUGACAACUUUAAAAUAGCAGCAGUAGCCCGAAGGCGCGAGUCUGCCAGCCGCAUUUAUUCCAGAAAAAAAAAUGUUCGCGCGUCGCCGGAACGUCGAGUGUCAUUGCGGCGGCGGAGCGGCAGCUUAGCGGCUAACCUCCGCGGACGGUCCGGCUAGCAUGAAGCGGAGCGGCCGCUGCUUUUGUUUACAUCCAGUCCGGAUGAUGACGAGCCCGGAGAGGCGUGAAGGCUAACGCCGCGACCAGAGCUGCUUCUUCGGGGAAGGUGUCCCCCCCGCAGGUCCGCCCCGACUCUCCGCAGAGGGCCUUUCAAACCUCCGACACCCGCGAGGGAUGGAGGUGUCCUCUCAGGAUCCCGCUGUCAUGGCCAUGGAUCUGUCCAAGAGCUUCAGCUCUCUGAGCCGCGGCCACCCCGAAGCGGUCGACCUGGCGAAGAAGCCGGAGUGGUACCACAGACGCCCUCCCAGCUGCAUCGCAGACUCCGCCCCCCCUUUCCGAUCCAGAGCCUCGUCCUCCUACGGCCUGCUGUCCGCUCAGCCGGGGGGGCCGGUCCACUGCAGGGACGUGGAGCAGAGUCCCGAGGAUUUAAGGAGCUACAUGAAUUCGACGCUGGCGCCGAGGCUGGAUCUGUACCACGACGGCGACCACAGUGACCUGUGGCACCCCAAUUUCUACGGGACCAACCAGAGUGGCUUCACGGCCCCAGAGAGCACCGGGGGGGAGGAGAGCGACAGCGGCUCCGACGUCAUCUUCCUGGUUUCCUCGCCGAAGGAGCAGCUGCUGUGCGGCUCCUUCAUCCAGGACGGCGUGCGCCACAUGGUGGAGCCGCUGUCGCCCGCCGCGUCCUCGCUGGACGAAGGGAGGGGCUGCUUCCUCCUCCCCCAGCACAUGAGCUCCCCCAGCGCCGACACCUCGUACUCGGAAGACUCGUCGGACAGCUCCGUCGACAUUUCCGUCCGCCACGCCCGGCCCAUGGUCCUGCUGUCGGACUUCAGAGCCGCCUACGCAAACGGGGCCGAAUCCGCCGACGCCUCCAGCGACGACAGCGACGUCAUCGAAGUCUCCGUCACCAACGGCAACAGGAAGAUCCACUGCUGCGAGGAAGCUCCAAGUGAGGGGGCGGGGUCUCCUCAGGAGGAGGUGCAACGCCGCCCCAGGACAAGAAAACCCGUGUUGGAUAGCCCGCCGACCCGCGGCGCCGUGCUGCGGCGCAGCCUGAAGAGGCGGGUCAAGAACGUCGCCGUGGGAAUUUACAACGAGGGCUGCGACUCGGACAAGCUGAUGGAGUACGCGCUGAGACUCUCCACCUCCGAGGACUCGGACCCGCCGGAGCUUCCACAGAGAUCCGCCUCAGAGGAGUCGGACCGGGACGUCCGGACCGCCGCCAAGACUCCUCCGAGGAAGCCGCAGCCUCCGGGAAAAGCCUCGCGCUCAAAAAACAGGAAGAAGAAAGCUCCGUUAACUCAAAGAAACAUUUCAGAGAAAAACAAGCGGACGCUAAAACCGAAGGCCCCGCCUCCGCAGAACCACGAGGUCUGCACGAGGACCAAACCACCCCCAAGACGAAAGAGGAAACGGCGCUUGCUGAGCGGACCGCCGGCGCCGUUUCCCCUCAGAGAGCCGGAGAUCCAGCUGAAAUAUGCAAACCCUAAAGGGGAGAGGAAGCACCGCAGGUCCAGCUUCUGCCCCUUCGUCCACAUGGAGCGCCGGCUCUGCAGGGUGGUCAACUACGAGGAGGAGGAGGAGGCGCGGGGCGGCAGAGGAGCACAGCAGCUCCCGGCCUCCUCCUCGGUGUCCGGCUUCCUCCCCAGCUCGUCCUGCUUCCAGCUGGGUCGCCACAGUUCUACCGGCGCCUUUCAGGCGGCGCCGCUGUGCUGCCUGUGCGGGCAGAGCGCCAACGCCACCAACCUCGGGGACCUUCACGGGCCGUACUAUCCCGCCGGUUCGGCCAGGGACUGCGAGGUACUCGGAGGUUUGGACGGCGCCGCCGCUGAGGGUCUCCACCCCCCCACUAACGUGCCUCAGCAUCUGGAUGAGUACUGGAUCCACGAAGACUGCGGCAUCUGGAGCGCCGGCGUCUUCCUGGUGAGAGGGAAGCUGUACGGGUUGGAAGAGGCGGCCCGGCUGGCGCGGGAAACGGUGUGUUCAGCCUGUCAGAAGCCCGGGGCGGUGAUGGGGUGUUUCCUAAAGGGCUGUUCCAGAAGUUACCAUUACCCCUGUGCCCUCCAGUCAGGCUGCUUCCUCAACGAGGAGAACUUCUCCAUGCGAUGCCCGGGACACAAGAAUAAAACGUUAACAGCUGCAACCAGGAAACACAGAAGAUGACACAGAAAGUAAAGUGGAAAAGUGAUUCUGUGAAGGUCAAAACGGGCCUGCAGUUCCUCUCAGGACCAGCUGGGGGCAGCAGCAGGCUGGGAUUAAAGGAGUCCAACUGUGGAGAAAAACAAACACUGAUCAGUUUGAUGAUUUAUUUUGUCAGACUUUAUAACGUUUGAUUUCUGGAAAUCAUUUAACCAGAAACAUAAAAAACAAUAUAAGUUUAAUCAAAUCUAACAUAUUUAUCUCCAACACUAAAACAUCCAAAUGAACCAGCAUCAACCUGACUUCUUUUUUCUCAUUUUCCUCUGAACUGAACAAACUUCUGUUCUUCAGUCCUGGUUCUGUUCUGACUUACGCUUUCUGAAUUUCCUUUAAAUCCAAAAUAUGUUCAAACAAAUUAAUUUUUUUUUUUUUAUCAGCUCACUAUGAUUUUUAUUUUAUUUCUUCUUAAAGUUUCACGCAAACUUUUACAGAAUUUUGUUCAUUUUAGGAUUUGUUGCAUUUUUAUGUCAUAAAAUAAUUUUAUUUUCUGUAGUUUCUGCAUUAAUUAUCAAUCUGUCUUCUCAAUGUAACAUUUAGGAAUAAAAUGCAGCAGUUUUUGUUCCUCAGUUUGAAAUGUAAACGUUUUAGCUUUCAGAUAAACAUUCGUUUAUCUUCUAUUAAUCUAAUCUAAUUAUUGACUUUUUGAAUUUCUGUUUAACAUUUUUAAGUUAUUUUAGUUUAUUUUUGUGUUUUUUUAGUUAAUGUUGACUUGAAUAAAUUUUUAAAGUUUUUUAUGGCUAGUAACACUAAAUAGUUUCACAUGAUUUAAUCUUUGUGUACAGAAUAUUUUUUUAAUAACUUUUUUUUUGUUUUGCUUUGAUAUAUUAUUUUACAUUUUUUAGGAUUUUUAUUAUUAUUAUUAAUACUGUAGACAUUGUUUAAUUUUCUCUUUAAAACAAAAGUGUAAUUUAUACUAUUUUUUAUGUUUUUCACAGUAUUUUUCAGACAGUUUAAGGAGUUUACACGUUUUGUUUACAUUUCUGGUUUAUUUGAAGAAACAGUUGAAUUACUUUUGAACAUAAUAAAGUCGUCUCUGUAACGUCAGUGUUUCCUACCUUCUGUAGUUUUAAUAUCUAUGCAGUUUAGUAUUUUCCUUUAAAAUCAAUCAAACAUUUUUAAGUGUUGAAGUUUUUCUGUCAUCAUAUUCAGAUUUUUUAAAAACCUUUAAAAUUUUCUUUUUGAAUUUUUAAAUGUUUGGUGUCAUCAUUUGAUUGGCUGGAUAUCGAUGUUCUCUUAGAUUGAGUAGUUCUUCUAGUGAGACAAAAAUGAGAGUUUUUCUAUGUUGAUUUUUUUACUUUGAAUUUUUGAGUCGCAAAAUUAAAAUCACUGAAAUAUUUGAGAUAGAAAAUAAAAAUUUGCUGCAUAAAAUUUUGCUG